GACUAAAUGGCUGUGCCAAGCAACAUGAAAACUAAGACUGGCUUCUCGGCGGUUUACGAGAAGCGCGGUAGAUGCCUGCUCUCUUAACGAUGGCAUUAGCCCGAUACAGUCGAGUUUGAUGAGAGACGUAUUGGCAGACGCAAUUAUGUGUCCGAUUCUUGGCUUGUGAGCUUAAAAACAAUAGUAAUCACUGCAAUCUGUCUACUAUCAGGGACAGUUACGAAAGUGUUAUUGAAAGUUUCCGGACACGGCAUUGAUCAAAGUGGUUUAGUGGAGACAGCAAGGGACUGAUCUGGACACAGCGUCUCGUCCGUGAAUCUUAACAGUCUACCUUAACUCACCCGCUCAGUGGACAAGUUGGGGGAACACGGACUCGGUAUUCUGCUUGUAGCGGGAUUAAGGCAGGCUUUCAUUCACUGGAGUCGAUGUAGACGUCUUUGGUAUUCGACUGGCGCGUUGCAGCUGUUGACUGACAGGAACCGAGCAACAGUCUUGACCUGCGAGACCGCGGGGCUCCCUUGGAAUGUGGACGUCACAUUUACAGAGAUUUAGAUCUCGAGGUUUGUACAUCACCUGGCAAUAAACAAACGCUUCUAACUGUGUGUGGUGCCUGAGCUAACCCCUCACAAUGUGUGAUCUAGGCGAAGAUGUGGUCAGCACGUACCUCCAGAAUAACCCAGACUUCCUCACACGCUGGCUGUCUGAACAUGGAACAGCCGAACAGCUUCAGGCAGUUGCUGGCAAACUUACGGAAGAGAGCUCUGAAAAUGUUCGACCAAGCCUACCAAAUUUCACCCAAGUGGCCAAGAAUUCAAUUACAGGUAGCAUCUUUAAACAGUAUCUUGAAGGAUCAAGGGCAAGGAAGACUUCUAUCAAGAAAGACCGGAACUCCCUUCAACACAUGUCCGAAGAGGAUAUAUUCAUGGAGUUGAUUCGAGACAUUUCUAGUGAGUUGGACGUCAACGUCCUUUGCCACAAGAUCCUUCAAAACGUCAACAUUCUUACCAACAGUGAUAGAGGAAGCCUGUUUCUUGUUCGUGGUUCCAGAGACAAUCGGUACCUGGUGUCUAAGCUGUUUGAUGUUACCAAUACAUCUACAUUGGAGGAGUCAAUUCACACGUCGGACAAUGAGAUCAAGGUGCCUUUUGGGAAGGGAAUAGCCGGUCACGUGGCCCAGUCCAAAGACACGGUCAACAUUGCAAAUGCAUAUGAGGAUCCACGAUUCAACCAAGAAGUUGACAAACGCACAGGCUAUACAACCCACAGCAUCCUGUGCUUGCCCAUCAUCAACUAUGAAGGGGAGGUAAUCGGUGUUGCGCAAAUAAUCAACAAGAUUGAUGGGAAUCACGAAUUUACACGUCAGGAUGAGGAGUUGUUUAGAAAGUACCUGACAUUCUGUGGGAUUGGAAUAACAAAUGCACAACUCUUUGAAAUGUCCGUCACUGAAUUUCAAAGGAACCAGUUGCUUCUGCAUCUGGCUCGAGGAAUAUUCGCAGAGCAAACAAACCUGGAGAAGCUUGUCAAGAAGAUCAUGGUGGAAGCUCAGGACCUUCUGAAGUGUGAGAGGUGCAGUGUCUUUCUUCUGGAAGACACAUUUGAGAAUGAUAUCCACAAGUUUACCAAACGGUUUGUUGCCCGACUUGGCCAAUGCUCCAAUAAAAACCUUGUCAUGGCAAUGCAGGAUAUUAAUCUGUUAAAUCCUCUUGGUGGGACGAAUACAAUGGACCCCAGCAAUAUGAGCACUCCCUCAAGCACUUCCGGCGAGCACAAAGAGGCACGGAAUCUACAGGAAGUGAGCUUCUCGAUGGCCUUUUAUCUCAACGCCAAAGACAGAGAAAAUGUUCUCGAGCCCAGUCAAAAGGACCUGGCGAAAUCUAAAACAGCCGAAAUUGCCAAAUUUGUGGUUAUGCAAGGCACGGCAGUUAAUAUUCCUGACUUGGAAAUCGAUGGAAGAUUUGGCAAAGGACCUUGUGUGGAUCCCGAUGGCUUUCACAUACGGAGCGUCUUAUGCAUGCCGGUGUUCAACAGUGACAAGAAGAUCAUUGGUGUGACACAACUGAUGAACAAGCUCAACUCUUCACCGUUUGAUGAUAAUGAUGAGCAUAUCAUUGAGGCAUUUUCCAUCUUCACUGGUCUUGGAAUACACAACUGUCAGAUGUACGAGAACGCAUGUCGCCUGAUGGCCAAACAGACUGUGGCAUUAGAAGUCCUCUCCUACCACGCCACUGCACAGAAGGAAGAGACAGAAAAGCUUGUUGAAUGCGAAAUCCCAUCCGCCGAUGACUACCGUCUGUACAGUUUCGACUUCGACGACAUGGUACUCAGCGACGACGAUACACUACGUGCUGUCAUCAGAAUGUUUACCGACGCGAACAUCAUCAACAGUUUUAAAGUGCCUUAUGAUGUAAUAUGCCGAUGGACAGCCAGUGUGAAGAAAAACUACCGUCCCGUCACCUACCAUAACUGGCGGCAUGCCUUCAACGUGUGUCAGACAAUGUUCACCAUGCUCUUUACCGGCCAGCUACGCCCACUGUUCGGUGACCUGGAGAUAUAUGCCCUGAUGGUAGCCUGUCUGUGUCAUGACCUGGAUCACAGGGGCACCAAUAACGCAUUUCAAGUCAAAGUAGCGUCGCCGUUGGCCAUGUUGUACAGUACAUCUGUGCUGGAGCAUCAUCACUUUGACCACUGCAUCAUGAUACUCAACAGCGAGGGCAAUAACAUCUUCCAGUCCUUAUCUCCCGGGGACUAUCGCAAUGCAAUCAAAAUGUUGGAACAUGCAAUUCUGUCGACAGAUCUGGCUAUAUACUUCAAGAAACGGGGAGACUUCAAAUCAAUGAUAGAAGAUGGGGAACAAACGUUCGACACCAAAUACAAGAAGGAUCUUCUGAAAGCAAUGAUGAUGACGGCGUGUGACGUCGCUGCGAUUGCUAAACCGUGGGAAAUCCAACAGAAUGUCGCCCAGUUGGUGGCUGGAGAGUUCUUUGAGCAGGGAGACAUUGAAAAGCUAAAACUAGGAGAGCAGCCAAUUCCAAUGAUGGAUCGGGACAAGAAGGAUGAGCUCCCAAAGAUGCAGGUCGGCUUCAUUGAUGCAAUAUGUAUGCCAGUCUACAAGCUGUUUGCCUCGAUGACUGACAAAUUGGACCCAUUGUAUAAUGGAUGUCAAAGCAAUAGGACAAACUGGCAGCAAUUGGCUGAUAACAUAGAUACAGAAAAGUGUAAGGAGUCAUCAUCCACGACAGCCUCCGACACUCCUAAACCGGAAACCGGAAGUAAAACGGACAGUAACAAAGAAAUUCUAAGUUCGUCACCACAACCCUCUCCACAGCCUUUGUCCAAUGAUCAUGUAGCUAGCAAGUCACGUGACACUGAUUCAGUCACACUCGCUUCACAAAAACAAAAUGGCGCUUCGUCUCACACUGCACAGUCUGCACACAAUGGAUCCCAGAGUCCUCCAGCAAGUAGUAGAUCCGUUCAUAAAGCACCUCAAAGUAAGUAUCAACCAACAUCACCUGCACGGAAAGCCAUCAAACAAGAUUCAGUGUGUGACUCAGACUUCUCACCCAAACACAGCAAAAGUAAAAAGCAAAGGAGUGGCUUCUGUGUCAUGAGCUGAAACGACCUUAUGCACCUUUACUUGCAACUUUCUCAGUGCCAAACUAGAACUACCAGAUGCAUCUGAAAGAAGAUGGCAAUGGACGAAGGCAAUACAAGGCUGUGAUCAUUGCUCUACGUAGAAGACGUAAUUGAUUAAAACGUAGGACCCCGAUGGAUACAAGGGCGAUUAUAUGGACCCAGUGAAGAGCUGAGUUAUCUAAGGGAUCUGUUUGCACUUGGUGUUGACUGACCAUGUGGAUCUAAUUGACCUUGUAGCUGAAUGAAAUUGAGACGUGCCCUUAUUGUUGUGGAUGUUGUUGGUGACAGAAACAUAGAUAUGUGUCCUGGGUAUUGAAUGGAUAUGAUGUACCUUGUGGGCCUCAUGUCUCUUGUCAUGGGCAUAAUGGACGUUUGAAUGAUGUUAUGGUUCUGUUGGACCUUGAGCUGAUGACGUGGAUAUGUUUUCCCAGAUGUUGACUGACAACAUGGAUGUGUUGACACUUGGUGUUGACUUGGGUUGAGGAUGUUGACUGAGGUUGUGGAUCUGAUGACGCUUGGUGUAAACUGUCAUAGAUGUCAACUGAUCCAAUGGAUCUGUUGGUUAUUGAUGUUAAAUGGCACAGUGACUAUAUAGUUUUCACGGACCACGAAGAUAUUAUUAAUGGACGGAUCUUCUGGACAUGGAUGGCCUCUCGAUUCUACUUUCCAUAUUAUGUUACAUACAUUAUCAUUCUUUCUUAUUUGACUGGGGUGGUGGGGUAGCCUAGUGGUUAAAGCGUUGGCUCGUCACGCCGAAGACCCGGGUUCGAAUCCCCACAUGGGUACAAUGUGUGAAGCCAAUUUCUGGUGUACCCCACCGUGAUGUUGCUGGAAUAUUGCUUAAAGCGGCUUAAAACUAAAUUCAGUCAGUCAGUCAGUCUUAUUUGACUGACCAGAAUAAAAGUAACAGGGCUUAUUGGCAGUAUGUGUUUCAUAGAACGUAUUGCCAUCAGUGAACGAUUUAAACAAUAAGUUUCAUUGAUUUUGGUGGUGUUGAUUCCUUGAAAUUGCUCAGUGAACACUCAAAUUUAUCAAAGUAUAUCAUUAUCUGGUUCACUUUCGUCCACGUAGAUUCGAAACAAACUUCUGUUUCUUCAUACUUUUGAUCAUGGUUGUCCUAAAAGAUACGAAUCAUUGAUAUCUUCACAUUCUUGUUCACUGUUAUCCCAGAAGAUCCGUUACUUCUUCCACAGUGGUCAUAGUAGAAACGCAUAUGUCUUCACAUUCAGGUUUAUAGUUCAGAUUCCCCUUCAUAGUUGGGAAAGUAUACCAAAAGUUCUGAAAUAAGUCUGUUUAUGCUAAGGUACGUCAUUUGUUAUUUAAAGGUUUAACAACUCGCAAUUCUUAAGAUUUUUCAAAUCUGUACCGUUCAUAGGAUCAAUAUAAUACGUAAUCUAUUUUGAAACCUGGAUCUGUGUAGUUGAAGAAAUUUGAACAAGUUUAACAAUUGAUAAUGUGAAUAUAGCUGAAAGUGCUGGAAAUUUGCAUCUCAUAAUCGUGAGCACUCUGGGCCAGUUGGCACGCCUGUGGUACUUUUGUGGUUACGUUUGUUACAUUGUAUCAUUCUUGCUUUGGUGGUUUAAAAUGCUCUAAAGAGUUAUGUGUAACAUGAGCGUGGUAUUUAAUUUCAAACACUGCCGACGUGAUCCAAAUGUUGGAAGAUUUCAUGCAUGAUGUAAAUGAUAAAAAUAUCUGGUACGACGGGAACCAUUUAGUUAUCGCUGUUAUUGUCAAAUUAGACAGGUCGAUUUCAAUACCUUUGAGGCCACAUCUGUGAUAUUGCAUGUUUACACUGAAUUUCCCCUGUAAUUUCCAUUAAAUGUGUCAGAAUGUGUCGUCAGAGUCAGAAGCACACUGUGAUAAGUCUUGUCAGAUAUUAUCGCGGACAUGUGGAUUGUGUCAUUCGGAACACAUCGGCAGUUCCCGUUGUCCAUACAUGUAACACGCUUUUCUAAAAUGUAGACAUCAAAUCAAGCAUUUCUGCUUCGUUUCAUCGAGGACACGAGUGGUAUCAGUCAUUACUACUCUUGCCCCACUCUACCUUAAAGUCAGAUUGAAUCUCAAGUAUAAACCUUGUAUUUAUGAGGAUAUGCCGAAGUGUUUUGAAUGUUCCACAAAUGAAAUAGAGAUGAUUCAGCAAUAUGGCAUAAUACACCAAGAUCCUAAGCUUUCUUAAGACGUGUUUUUCAUGUUGUAGGACAGGAUGCAUCAAUACACCAAUGUUAACCUUUUGUAUGUGUCUCACAAGAUGUUACACUAUUGAACAGUUUGUUGAAUAUACCUCAAUCUCUGUCGAAUUACGAAACCGUAUCAUGCGAUGUAUACGGUUUCAUUAUUUAUAUGUAUUGUUUACCAUUCGUUCUUGUUACUACCGAACAAAGCAUCUUUAAACCAAACCCUAUCAUUAACAUAUCACUUUGUAGCACAUCGUCACAACAGUAGCAUCGUAUUAAUACCAACAGUAGAACUCGUUACAUGAAGUCAUUUACCUGUUAAGGGCAUGUUAGUAGAAAAAGUUGACAAAGGCAUUAAUUUGAAACAAUUAUUUCGAAUAAUUGUGACUGACAAUCAACAGAAUGACAAUGUGCUUGUUCCUGCACAACGUGAGGUUGACAAUAGGAUGUCAUUAUCAUAAUAUAUAUAUAUAUAUAUAUAUAUAUAUUUAUCCUAGUAAUUUAUUAAUAGAAUAUGGAUAUUGAUGACGUAAGUUUUAACGGAAUCAAACUGAACUAUACGUAUAUUAUGUGUGUUUUUAUUCCAAUAUGAUGAUAGUUUUGUGUGAGAUGAUUAUCAAUCCUUGGGUAUUAAGGUAUAAUUUGAAUCAUGUAAGUGCUAAUUAAUAGGGGCAUCAUGAAUCUUCACUUAAUGCAGUAACACUUCCGGGUUUGCUGGUAAUUUCUAUAACGUCUACCUUCCUCAUCGCAGUGCUGCGUUAUAGUACGCGUUACCAUUACUUAAAUAACAUAAUCAAUCUUGUUUAAAAGGUAAUUUAAUUAAUUUAAUUUCUGAAGGAUCAAUAUCUUUCGUUUGGAUUGCACAUGUAAAAUGUAUUUUUGCUUGCAAAUGGAGAUACAACCCACGCGGUUGUGAUGACGAAUAACGUGUUUCAAUGAUACUCACUUGAAAGACCUGCACGUAGCCACUGUAAUCGUGUGUUCUCAUUUGUCAAAAACACAGUGUAAAUAUAUCUGUACUUUGUGAUAUUACGUGUACAUAUGCAAUAUUUAUGUUUCUCAUGUGUUUGUACAUGAAUUAAACGUUUUUUUCUCAUACCUAACACCAAAUAUCAUUCGUGCUCCCUUUUUGACACAAAGUAUUCACAUUGGAUUCACACAGUAUAAAAGUAUGUUAUGCUCACAGUCUGAAGUUCUGCUAUUAUUCAUUUUGUUAUUAUUGGAAGCGUCUGUUGGGGAUAAAGCUGUAAAAUCUAUAAUAAGGUAUCGCCGAUUCAAUAAAUGUCGUAAAUAUAAAUAAAUAGCAUUUAAGACGUUGGGAAGUACAACGUAGACAAACUUUAGAAAUAAAGAAGUUGUCAUUCAUAAAGUUUGUCUAUAAUAUAUAUAACGUUUGGUUCUUCCUGUCUGUUUCAGCAUAAGAAGUCAUUCCAUGUCCAAUACAAAAUUUGUUUUGAUAACACUGAAAUACAUACCUCCGUUUAUAAAAGUUAAGACAACAUAUUUUACCUUAAUAUGAAAGUCAGCUUAUCGGAUCGAGUCUGCAAUUAGAACCGUGUUUAUAUGAAGUCAGAGAGUUCAAAUGUUGGAAGUGAUAUUGGUAACAUCAAUAGUCGUACACACUAUCUCAGACAUUCGUUUCCAGUUUCAUACAUUUCUUGUUGACUCAUUUGUUCUAUUAAAGCAAAGUGAUUCUCAAA
Messenger RNA from Haliotis rubra (blacklip abalone), 7507 nucleotides. Its product is annotated as cGMP-specific 3',5'-cyclic phosphodiesterase-like. NCBI's taxonomy places the organism in Eukaryota, Metazoa, Mollusca, Gastropoda, Lepetellida, Haliotidae. The coding region runs from base 629 to 3613 and encodes 994 amino acids. Gene Ontology annotation, molecular function: protein binding; 3',5'-cyclic-nucleotide phosphodiesterase activity. The record is from RefSeq and is a predicted model, not a curated record. The transcript has 24 exons. Gene Ontology annotation, biological process: signal transduction.